AUGAUGCCAGGUACUAAGAAUGCGUCGCAUGCCGCUCGCGAUUCGAGCACUCGGCUGGAUGCCGAAAGCAACAGAAGUCAACUUGGAGGAAGGACUUCCAUUGCACCUUCGGCAUCUACGCUAUCUGGGAACAGAAGCUUCGAUGCGCUGCCUCACGUCAGUACUAAGAGUCUGCCGCCAAUGCAUGUGAAAUCGGCGCCAUCGGCAUCACGAUCAGCUUCAACAAGCAGAUUCACGUCUUCGGCCGGCAAGCGUAGAAGGCUUGACAGUACUGACACAACAUCCGAGUCAUCGUCGUCAUUCAGCUCUUCUGAUGAAGAUCUUGAUGACGAUGAUGACGAGAUCGAUGAUAGGGCUCCAGAGCAGGCAAAGGUAGUCAUUGGGCAUCCCCAUUCGUCCACUUACCUUGGAGCACCAGCAACUUUGAAUGCUUCACAGUCCACAUCUUCUUUGGGACUUCCUGGCGCCAAUCUCGAGGCGUCACGUUCACGUUCUUCGAGAAAUGAGGAUACCAGUCGCCUGGGUGCCGUGUUUAGGCCUAUUGUGCUCAGCUCUUCCUCUGACGAGGACGAAGAUGGUAGACGGGAGAAAGAUGGGAGAAUACGGCAGCCAAAACUUGCCAACUGGCAGAGUCAUAAUCACGUCCUUUUGCCGAAUGGCACACUUCGACAAGGCUCGACACUAGGGAGGGCCGGCCCACAGAAUCGCUAUCAACAGGAUCCGAAGUCCAGUUCUUCCCGCAAAACGAAGAGACUGACCUGUGAAGAGCGUCGACUCCAGCUUUGCGCCGACUUUGAAUUCACCAAGUUCGACGCCAUGAUAUAUAGCCAGCCCGGCGCCACGAGACCUCCUCUGGGGGUGUAUACUCUGGCUGCGACAGUAGAGACCUCGAAAGGAGCCUCGACACCUGGUGCAGAUGACGGCCGCUUUCAUAUGAAGCUUGACCCUCGCAUCCACUGGCCACAUAAUCGCAGCGACCAGUGGUACAAGUCGAAGAUGGAGGAAAUCAAAGCCCGAGGUGGCCGCAAGGCGAACUUCGGCAAAGCAGCCAAGCGUAUGCGACAGCAGCGCUUGGCAGAAGAGCGCCAGGAAGAGGAAGACAAUUUGGCCUCCGCGAGGGGCGAGCCACGGCCGUGGUCCCACCAUAGACACAUGGACUUCGGCGAUGUCCCUGAAGAGGAGUUGCCAAUCUAUGUCCGCAGGAACGAGGAGUGGGUGCGGGGAGCGGCCUGGAUGCGCAAGAUACAUGAAGAGAGUCAGCGGAGGGAUGCUCGUCGUGCCGCUGAGCUCUUCAAGGAGCAUCUCGCCUCAAAUGGUCGGUAA
Messenger RNA from Colletotrichum tamarilloi, 1323 nucleotides. RefSeq lists its product as uncharacterized. The coding region runs from base 1 to 1323 and encodes 440 amino acids. NCBI's taxonomy places the organism in Eukaryota, Fungi, Ascomycota, Sordariomycetes, Glomerellales, Glomerellaceae. The record is from RefSeq and is a predicted model, not a curated record. The transcript has a single exon.